Chara braunii is the source of this 987-nucleotide messenger RNA. Lineage: Eukaryota; Viridiplantae; Streptophyta; Charophyceae; Charales; Characeae. The record is from the annotation of a GenBank genome assembly.
UGGGUUGACUCUUUGCCAGACAAAAAACCAAAAACCAUUUGCAGACCUGAAGCAAGGUCGAUCUCAAUGGAUGUCAGACCUCGAAGCUAAGGUGAACGAGGAGAAAGCUAUUGAACGGGCAUUCAGAAGGGACUUCGAUGGACAUGAAUACUUUGACGAAAUGGAGCUUCUUUUCCGUGGGGCCAAGAUAGGUCAAGAAGAUGGUGGUGGUGAUGGGACUGGUGCCACCCAGGGGAAGGAACACCGAAGGAGCGUGUACACUUAUCAUCGGUCGUCUCGUCCGAAUACGCGCCCAAAGACCGGAGGCACUCUACAACGGGGUGCAUCGAGACGCUUGAUGCACGUAUCCAGUGCCAGAGGCUCACUAACUGAUGCAUCUCAGAGCAAGCUCCCGGGCCACACUGUAUUAUUCAGCUCUGGCCCUGCUGCGUCAACAGAUGCUGAAUCUUCUGCAGCAUCGAAGAAAGAUAAGAUAGUUAGCAGAAGUGGAGCAUCAGCAAUGAAGAAAGCUUCCAAGGCGUCAACUGCAAUCGUCCAUCUUGAGGAUCCCAAGAGCCUCACCCUUGGCGACGUCAACGCCUCUGGUCCUCAAGCUACCAAAACGCGGCCAGAGGAACAGCUUCCACUGAUUCCACGGCAAGAAUGGAUGGACCAAUCUGUGUUUACGGCUCUCACUGACAUGAGGCGGGCAAGGAUCGAAAAGGAAGAGGAGAUCAAGCAGUGCCAAUUUCGAAUAGGGCUGUAUAACGGAGCAUAUACCAGAACCUUGGGACAAGAGCUGAAGUUACGAAAGCAGGCAGAAGCAAUAUCGUGGACAAUGAGGGAGCUGGGAAAGGACGCGCUCCAGAAACAUUUUGACAUCACCUUGGCUUUCAAUCUGAUUCAAAAGCAGGUAAAAUGGGGUUAAAAAAAAAAAGAAAAAAAGAGGAGGAUUUAAAAAAAAAGAAAAAGAAAAAAAAAGGAUAAUGUGUAAUCACUAAUCCAUAA